Molecule: messenger RNA, 1411 nt
Organism: Pocillopora verrucosa
Lineage: Eukaryota; Metazoa; Cnidaria; Anthozoa; Scleractinia; Pocilloporidae
Molecular function (GO): oligosaccharide binding; extracellular matrix structural constituent
Source: RefSeq, a predicted model, not a curated record
GACUUGGUUUUUUCUGCUUCACGGAAUGAUGCAUUUGGCAAUCGUCGCUGCUGCUAAACAGUUUCCUAUUUCUCGUAGAGCAAUAUUUUCCACACAGGAAAACGUGCGCUUGAAAGGCCAUAUUGUUGAGAGUCUUAACUCACCCAGUUUAACGUCGUGCAGCCAUUCCUGCCUCAGGAAUUCAUGGUGUUCUUCCACAAACUUCAAGAAGCCAUCAAGGGACAACGACCAAGGAACUUGUGAACUAAACCAACACGGGUUCCUCGACGAAGAUGCCGAGUUUCAAGACGAGCAAGGUGUAACAUACUCCGUGUUUCUCAAGGGAUGUGAUACGACCUGUUGUCUCAAUGGUGGAUCCUGCGUUCUUGACCAAAACAAACAGACAUUUCAAUGUUCGUGCAAGGCUCCUUGGACUGGAGAAAGAUGUCUAAAUGCUCCUCUUUCAUGCAAGGACAUCCGGGACUCAUGGGACUCCAUUGGGGACGGAGAGUACUGGAUCGACCCUGAGAACAGUUGCAAGCCUGUGAAGGUCUUCUGUGACAUGACAACGGAAGGAGGAGGAUGGCUUCUCGUCGCGAACUUUGUGACUGAUGGCUUUACUUCAUUCACCAGAUGGACUUUAAAUUCAUCAUACCGAGCGAUCAGCAACUUCUCCAGCAAUAAAAUGGGUAUUACAACAAAGGCAAUGCAAGAUCUCAGAUCACACUUGAAUUUCACUCAGCUUAGAUUCCAUUGCAGUAAGAAACAGGGACGUACGUUCCACGUGGCCACUGUGGCUAACAGCUCUGGCGAAGCUGUAGUUCAGUAUUUCAGCGGUCAGACAAAUGUAGUGCCUAAUUCAUGCGGGUCCUUUCAAAAAAUGCGCGGGGAUAACUCAGAGCUGGCAGCGCAGUGUGAAAGGUGGGGACAUGAAAACAGGUACUAUGUGGGAAAAUGGGGAAAGAAAAACCAGAAAAGAGAGCAACGGUUGUACGAUAGGGCUGCAUUUGUUACAAAGAAGUACUACUGGUAUUUGAGAGAAGACUACUGGUUCUGUGAUGACAUGACUAAUGAUACCAUCUCGUCGCCAGGAGACUUUUGGAAAAUCUACGUGCGUUAAAUGAUUAAAACGCACAAGAGUAAGAGCAAUUUUGAUUUGAGCAUCGAAGCAGUAUAUACAGAUCUGCGCUAUUCGUCACACUGUUGGAAACUGUACGAUACGUUAAUUAUUCUUGUCUGAGUUGACUGAUAUUUAUUAGUGAUUUCGUUUAUCUAUACAUAGCCAAACUAACAUGUAUGCGGCACGUGUUUUAUCGCCCCAUAUAUGGCACUAUUCCACCUGCUUACGACGGGACGUUUUGUGUGUGUUUCCUCGGAAUAAGCCGAGAGUUGUUAGUGGGAGUUAACCGAGGCGUUGUAGUAAAAUCGUUAA